Lobosporangium transversale is the source of this 1854-nucleotide messenger RNA. RefSeq lists its product as hypothetical. Gene Ontology annotation, molecular function: NADP binding; flavin adenine dinucleotide binding; N,N-dimethylaniline monooxygenase activity. The record is from RefSeq and is a predicted model, not a curated record. Lineage: Eukaryota; Fungi; Mortierellomycota; Mortierellomycetes; Mortierellales; Mortierellaceae. The transcript is spliced from 5 exons. Bases 123 to 1631 code for a protein of 502 amino acids.
UCAAUCUCAAGCUCCUUCUGGUGCGCAUUCUUUCAUUCAUUUCCAUUCCCACUCUCUCAUUUUUCUCUCCUUUAGUUCUCUCCCUAAUAUUUUCUCUUUACUGUAUUAACAACCUCUAAGCUAUGGGUCUCACAAAGACAUACAAGGACGGAACCAAGCCCACCGUCGCUAUCAUUGGUGCUGGGUUUUCAGGAAUGUGUGCUGCUAUCCGUCUUCAAACGCAAUUAAACUUGGAGACAUACCAGGUUUUUGAGCUUGAACCUGAUCUAGGAGGCACCUGGUGGUCCAACACGUAUCCUGGAGCUGCCUGUGAUGUUGCUUCCAUUAACUAUCAAUUCUCAUUCGAGCCCAACUACGAGUGGUCGCAAAGAUAUGCGAAUCAGGCAGAGAUUUGGGCUUAUAUGAGACGAGUUGCAAAGAAAUAUAACCUGUACGAGAAGAUUCGUUUCAGAACCGAAGUCACCCGCAUUGAAUGGAACAAUAGCCGCCAAAAGUGGAUUGUGGAUUAUAUGGAUUUAUCGACAGGCGAACGCAGUGUGAUGGAGGCUGACAUUGUAUUUUCGGGAGCAGGACCACUGCGCAUUCCUUUCAUCCCAAAGCAAUUUGAUGACUUUGAAGGGCCUAAGUGGCACACUGCUCAAUGGAACCAUUCAAUCGAUCUGACUAACAAGCGUGUCGCUAUAGUUGGAAGUGGAGCAAGUGCCAUCCAGGUGGUCCCAUCCAUUGUAGAUAAGGUCAAGACAUUGGAGUACUAUCAGCGAACACCAUCAUAUAUCAUACCACGCAGAAACGGCCCAUAUAGUAGUCUGUGGAAAUUCCUAUUCCGUUAUAUUCCAUUUUUUCACUUUAUCUACUUCAAACUCAACUACUACGGUUCCGAAUUAACAAUCAACAUAUUCAGCAACAAGCUCAUCCACAGGCUCCCUCGUUUGUUCACGACAUUCCUUUCCUGGGGAUUCCGCAUGUGGCAGGUCCGUGACAAAAAUCUGCGUGAAAAGCUCACACCUAAAUAUGAGAUGGGUUGUCGUCGCAUUGUUGUAGCAUCCAAUUACUUCCCUGCUGUGUGCAAGAAGAAUGUCAACGUGCAUACUGAGGCUAUCCAAACUGUCAAGGGUAAUACUUUGACAUUAAAGGACGGUUCAGUACAGGAAGUUGAUGCUUUAGUCCUAGCUACGGGUUUCAAAGCUCAGGAGAUGAUCCCGCCAAAGUACCUGUUCGGCAAGAAUGGAGUUGAUCUGGAGAAGAGAUGGGGCAAGAACCCUUCAACGUACUAUGGCAUAACCUCUCCAGAGACUCCUAACAUGUUCUUUUUGCUUGGCCCCAACACUGGUCUUGGACACAACUCCGUUCUUUUUAUGAUCGAGACACAGGUUGAUUAUGCCAUCAAGGCCAUGUCCUACAUGAUGGCAAACAACCUUUCCGCUAUCGAAGUUACUCCUAAAGCAUGCCAAGAAUUCAUGACAGAGCUUGACAAAAGGAUGCAGGCAAAGGUCUGGUCUUCCACCUGUCAGAGUUGGUAUCAAAACUCGGAAGGACGUGUAACAGCAUUGUGGUGGGGAUCGUGCGGACAGUACUGGUGGAGACUGCGAAAAUUUCAUCCUCACAACUUUGUUGCUUCCAAGAGAAUUUAAUAUAAUAAAAUGCAUAACGGUACAAAAUAUAUCCAUAAUGAUUAGCCGCAAAUACCUUGUAACUCGUUCAUCGGCUUCUUCAAUAAUAGGUACCGCACAAUGGCGAUCCAGAUUACGCAAUCGCAAUCACGCUCCCAGCCAUCGUGUUCCCAGACCUUUUCAAUGUUGACAUAGGUGAGAGCAUCACUGUCGGUAGUGAGGGCUACGUCAUCAGGACUGCAGU